Messenger RNA from Symbiodinium pilosum, 177 nucleotides. Lineage: Eukaryota; Dinophyceae; Suessiales; Symbiodiniaceae. The record is from the annotation of a GenBank genome assembly.
GCGGCCAUUCAGCACUUCUCAAACUUCUCGCGAGCACAAUCAGCUGAGUCCACAGGAGACCGACGAGAGCAGCGAAGUAGAUCGUUCGUUGGCCAGCCACAGGAUGGCACGUCAGAGCCGUUCAGCGAUGCCAUGAGCGACAUGGGCUUCUCAGACACCUCCACGCUUUGCAUGGGG